AAAGUUCAUACAAUACGUCUGUCAUGUAUAUAAAAGGCCAUCCAAGCCUCUGUUCCCCCUUUCUCAAUUCGUCUUGCUACGUACAUCCUCAACCUCAAAUACAAUUCCGCACAGCGUUGAAUCUCCCUGAUGCCCGACCACCAGACCAUAACGCCUCAAAACAACAUGAGCGACAACCAGCCACCACCGGCGUACGACAGCCUAGGCCCCUCGCUACAUGCGAUGGCACUGCUCGAGGCGCGUUGGGACAGAGUCCGACCAGCAAACUGGUACCAAUUCGAGUUGGGACAUAAGCCAAACAUCGUCUUUCAUCUCUCCUCCCGGACCAACAUCAUCGACAUCCUGCCAGGCGCAUCAACUCAGGCGGCCACCCAGCCCUUUUGGCGUGCAAAGUUGGUCAUAUGGUCCGAGAAUGUCCCACGCAUGAUGAGAAUGGGAUUCCACUGGAGUCCCCCUACCAAUAUCAUACCAGGCCACGAGGACAUUAAACUACGCCCAUCAAAAGAAAUCACGAGCAAGCACUCGAGGUCAUAUGCCACUGUAGGCCGAGGAUGGAUAGGCCGCCUGGAUGUGUAUGCGCGCUCCUCCCAGACCAUCAUCAACUUUGACCUGCACUGGGUCACACUGGGCACAUGCAACGUUGAGCGGGCAGACGCCUGGUCCUGGUCCGGCCUAAAGGUGUCCAUUACGAGGCCAGGUCGAGAAAAUGCUUCAACGUGCUCUACCCCGAGAUGCCCCUAAGUGGCUGGUGGCCCUGGCCGAAAGCGCUCACCGUCGAGACGCCCUCGGCGGACAAAGAGCGCCCGACUAUGAGGGACAGGAGUCUUGCCUGUACAUGUGUGCUGCGUACAGGGACGCACAAGUGGAUGCGCAAGCUAAGGGACGUCGGGGCGGAGAGAUGAAUGCAUUGAGAUUUAGCGAUUUUCACAAGGUCUGAUUGAUUUGAUCAGGAGCGAGGGCGAAAAGGUCUCUAGUCUAGGAUAAUGUUUUGUACCAUUGAUCAGUUUA
This is a messenger RNA of Emericellopsis atlantica, 1008 nucleotides long. RefSeq lists its product as uncharacterized. The coding region runs from base 130 to 741 and encodes 203 amino acids. Lineage: Eukaryota; Fungi; Ascomycota; Sordariomycetes; Hypocreales; Bionectriaceae. The transcript has a single exon. The record is from RefSeq and is a predicted model, not a curated record.